This is a messenger RNA of Miscanthus lutarioriparius, 2706 nucleotides long. NCBI's taxonomy places the organism in Eukaryota, Viridiplantae, Streptophyta, Magnoliopsida, Poales, Poaceae. The record is from the annotation of a GenBank genome assembly.
AUGGAUCUCGUCGUCGGCGCCUCAAACAACGCCGUGAAAUCGCUGGUGAACAAGCUCGGGAGCCUCCUCGCGCAGGAGUACACCCUGAUCCGUGGCGUCCGUGAUGACAUCCAGUACAUCACCGACGAGCUGGCCAGCAUGCAGGCCUUCCUCAACAAGAUUAAGCGGGUGGGCGACCAUGACGAGCAGCGCCUGGACUGGAUGAAGCAGGUCCGGGAGGUGUCCUACGACAUCGAGGACUGUGUGGACGACGUCGACCACCGCCUCAGCAGCGAGCCCCGUGGGAGCGGAGCGCUGGUGUAUCUCCGGAAGAAGUGGUAUCUGCUCACCACGCUGUACGCGCGCCACUGCAUCGCCACGGAGAUCGGCAACCUCAAGGCCCGGGCGCAGCACGUCAGCGAGCGGCGCACCAGGUACGGCGUGGAGAACACGGGAAACGUCGAAAACACGGGAGCCAAUGAUCCCCAAGACCGUCUAGUGCCUCCUCCCCAGCUCUUCGGCACCAAGGAGCCGGUGGGCUUGGAGGAUGCCAUGAAGGAGCUAGAGCCAUGGUUCUCCAAUGGGAGCCAGCAAAGCACCUGUAAUCAGCUCAGAUUCCUUGCCAUUUUUGGGUCUGGUGGCCUAGGCAAGACCACUCUUGCCAUGGCGCUUUACCGCAAGUUCGGAGACGAUUUCGGUUGCAGAGCAUCCGUGCUUGCCUCCCAGAAGUUCAAUCUCCGAACAGUUUUGGGAAGGCUUAUAAAGACAUUCCAAGAGCAGAAGUCCGGUGCAUCAAUGGAAGAGAUCGAGGAAACUGACAAAUUGGGAGAAGAGGAACUUAAAAGUAAACUGGACAAUCUACUAAAGAAGAAGAGGUAUCUCAUCUUGAUAGAUGACGUUUGGUCUGUAUCAGCAUGGGAAAAGUUUAGGGAUUCUUUGCCCAAAAAUGAGAAAGGCGGUACCAUAGUGGUGACAACAAGGUUCAAAUCUGUGUCCGAAGCCAUCAUCGUAGUAGCAGGUCUUAUGGCUAGUAAACUGAAGGCAAACAAAGAGUCAAACCUGGACAGCCUGUUGGAAAAGGUUGACAAAGAACUCAGUGCAGUUCAUGCAUUUCUGGGGAACAAUCUCACUACGGAAGGAGUGACACGGAUACUUGACCAAUGCUACAAAGAUUUGCCAGCUGAUCUGAAAACGUGCUUGCUGUACUUGAGCAUGUUUCCCAAGGGUUGCUUGAUCAGUAGAAAGUGCCUCCUCAGAAGAUGGAUAGCCGAAGGGUUCGUUGUCGAGAAGGACGGGAAGACCGUCGAGGAAGUUGCUGAGCACUGUUUCAGUGAACUCAUUGACAGGAACUUGGUCCGUCCGGUCAACAACAGCAGCAACGGCAAGGUGAAGAGCUGUCAGAUUCAUGACAUGGUUCUGGAGUACAUUGUUGCCAAGUCAAGCGACGAGAAUUUCAUCACUGUGUUUGGUGGUCACUGGCAAACGCCAUUUCCGAGCUACAAGGUGCGUCGUCUGUCCGUUCAGAGGAGUGAUGGGAAAGAGAGUGAAAAGGUAGGGAGGAUGAGACUGUCCCACGUCAGAUCCUUAACGGCACUAGGGAGUUUGAGAGCGCUUCAUUCUACUUUGCACAAGUUUCAGAUACUCCAGGUGCUAGAUCUUGAAGGCUGCAAGGAUUUGUCCUACAAGCAACUUAAGAAAAUAUGUAAAAUGCACCAGUUGAAGUACCUGAGCCUGCGCCGGACAGACGUAGAGGAGAUCCCACCCAAAAUUGGCCGGGUGGAAUCUCUGGAAGUGCUUGACAUAAGGGAGACGAGCAUCACAAAAUUGCCAGAGUCUGUUGAUAAGCUUCAGAGAAUGGCGCACCUACUUGCUGACAACAAGAACAAGCGGCAUGCAUUGAAAUUAACUGAAGGGAUCACAAAAAUGACGGCUUUACAUACACUCUCUGGGGUUGAGAUCUGUACCGAUUUAGCUACUGAAGUGCUUAGAGACUUGCAGAAACUUACCAACCUGAGGAAAUUCACCAUCUACAAAGUUAGUUGUACCCCAGGCAACUACGAGUUACUGCUGUCUGCCAUUGAGCAUCUGAGCAGUUGCUCCCUCAAGUAUCUUGCAAUUGAUGAUGAUUUCACCAGAUUUCUUGACACCUCACUGAAUGAUUCACAAGCCCCACCAGAGCACCUGCACACCCUCGGGCUCUCUGGCAAGUUGUCUCAAGUGCCCAAGUGGAUUGUCAGUCUGCACAACCUUGAGAAGCUAACCUUGUCGUUAACUUCACUCACAACUGAUGCUCUGCUGGUUCUUGCUGAGCUACCCGAGCUGUUCUCUCUCAUUUUCUCACUCGACCCAACCAGGAACAAUGCUCUGAAGACCCUUUAUGAUAACACAAUCAAGUCAGGUGGCAAGAUCUUUGUGCCAGCUGAAGGAUUCCGAAAGCUUAAACUGCUAUGCUUUGCCGCACCUGUGCUGCCCCCUGUGAGCUUCCUGGAAGGGGCAAUGCCAGUGCUUCAGAGGAUUGAGCUGAGGUUCAGAAUGGUAGAGGGUGUCUAUGGCCUGGAAAAUCUUUCAAGUAUCCAACAGGUAGUCCUGACUGUCAGCAGUCAGGCGCCUAAAGAUGCCAAGGAAAAGGCGCAACAAGUCAAGGAAUUAGCAUGCAUUAUUCAUGGGAAGGGUAAUGCUCUCAGCGUGGUUCUCGAUGAGUACAACGAAUCAACAGAACAGAAGUAG